AGAAUAUGUGAAAGAAAAGCCCGAGUGAACGAACGGGGGAGCGAGCGAGCGAGCGUGCGUGCUGCGCAACGUGAGCGUGAGCCGUGCCGGCGGCUUCGUCUCACUCAGACAGGGCGCUUCGCUGGGACGACGGUUAGCACGUUGCAUUUUAUUGGGGAGGGGGACACGUAAACAGACCAACCGCGGCAGCACAAUCAAAUAAGAUGUGUAAGCCGACCUAUGUGUUUUGGUUUAUCCUCUGGAAAGAAGUACCUAGACUAUCUUGUUGCUUAGAGGUAUAUAUACCAGUACUACAUAUUCUGGCUGUGGUCCUGUUGCAAUGAAGUAAGCCAAAAUUGAGUCUUCAAUAAUGGACUAGUAAUUUGGGAGGGGAAAAAAGAUGCCACGCACAAAACAAAAUAAUCCUAAAAACCUGAAAGAUAAAAUUGAAGAAGCACAGAAAGAACUUAAAGAACCUGUUGGCUCCAAAAAAGGAAAUCGGGAAAGUGGAACAAGUUCUGAAACUAUAAAAGGCAUUAAAAGGAAAAAGCUGAUUGCUGAAAACCAGUUAAAAAAAAUUCCAAAGUCACCAGUGAAGAAAUCUUCUUUGUCAAAAGUUAGUGCAUGUCCUCACAAGACAGGUAAAGAAAAGGCUGUUAGUCCAUUUGCAGAAAAUGGGGAAAGAGCUGAAGAGAAAUGCACUAUGCAGAAGGACAAGGAUAGCCAUGUGUAUGUUGUGAAAGCAGAUGAAAGCAGCUGCUCAAAGCAGACACAAAGGCCUAUAGACCACCAACCAUUUCCUCUUUGCAAUGGAAAGAGUGAUGCACGUUGGCCGUUAGCUAGUAAGCACCCCAUGCCGCUGGAACAGCUGCAAAUUAGAGACAACACUCCAGCAGUGCUGGAGGGAAACUGGAGUGUUUGUGCUGCUGAGAGUACUUCUCCUCCUGUGGCUAAUGCUUCUCUUGAUGUUCUACUGCAAGCAAUGGAAACAGACCUCAAUUCCUUGUCAAAAACUACUUUUUUGUCAUGCCACACCCAGUUUGGAAAAUCUGUGGCUGAACAAUCUCGAAUUGCAUUCCCACAGCUCACAAAGCAAAAUGCGUUUACAGGAAAAGCUGCCAAUUGUGUGCAUGCUGAAAAAAGCGACAAAACUCUUCAUCAUAUUCCCCAUCUGCAUUAUGAGCCAAUGACAGUUGUUUCACAAAAGAAGCAGCAAAAUACACAACAGAAAGUUGCAUGUUUUGCUCAAGAGAAUACUUGUCAGCAGAGUCAAGAAGAGAGUCACCUCCACCAGGGCUCUUCUUCUCAUCUUCAUCUUCCGCAGAGUCAGCCUAUGGUGCAGACUUGCCAGUCAGCUUCUGCCAGUGUUCCCUGUUCAGUUCAAGUUCCUGUAACUCCUGGCUGCAGUCAGCUGCAACUAUCCACAUUUGCAAGUCAUGGAUCAGAACAGAAACCUAAAAAACAAGGAAAGUAUGUAUGUGAAUACUGUAAACGGGCCUGUGCCAAACCCAGUGUACUUUUGAAGCACAUUCGGUCACACACUGGUGAACGACCUUAUCCAUGUAUCACAUGUGGAUUUUCUUUUAAGACUAAAAGCAACUUGUAUAAGCAUAAAAAAUCACAUGCUCACGUCAUCAAACUUGGCCUGGUCAUGCGAGCUGAUUCAAGUGGUGGUUCUCUUUCUCAGGAAUCAGAAAAAGCAUUUAGCACACAUUCAGAUGUGGACGAGAGUGGCGACAGUGAGGAAGAGGGAACAACUGAUGAAAGGAGCAUAGGGAUGGAGGCUGUGCAGAGCCUGGUAAAUGCAAGCCCUCAUCCAGCUAAUCAGGGGGAUACCUCAGUAGUUCAUGAGAGAAAUGAGUCUGCAAAGAAUCAGAAAUAUACAGACCCGCAGGUAACUGCUACUCUGCCAAAAGUAAUAGUUUAUCCAGUGAAUGUGUCUCCAUUGCGUGCAGAUAGUCCUUUAGUUAGUGAUUCACAUCCAGAAUUGCCUGCAGCACAGAAACGGAGAGAUUUGCAGACGUCAAGUUUAUCCUCUAGUCUGACAGUUGUGCUUGAUGGCAGUGAUGUUUGUCUGGGAGAAGAUGAACAAAAUGUUAAGUCCCCUGGUGGGGGUGGGCAUGCACAGCUACAGAGACAGCAGGCAACAGACUGCUCCCAGCAGGAGCAAGGGAAAUCCCUCCUGAGUCCCAGAAGUUUAGGGAGCACGGAUUCUGGUUACUUCUCUCGCUCUGAAAGUGCUGAUCAGACCGUGAGUCCACCUAAUCAGUUUGGUAAGCUGGUUCCUGCUUCCGAGAUGGAGGUGAAUAAAAAUGUACUGACUGGUCACCUUGUUCAAAUUGUAGCACCUGCACUACAGGCAAGUUUAGUAGAAAAACCAUUACUUUCAUCAAUGCAAAUGCGGCCUCCCAUGGAAACAAAAACUCUUGAGGAACGCAUUUCUAAACUAAUCUCUGAUAAUGAAGCUGUGGUGGAUGAUAAGCAGCUAGAUAGUGUCAAACCGAGAAGAACUUCUCUUUCAAGAAGAGGAAGCAUCGAUUCGCCAAAAUCCUAUAUUUUCAAAGACUCUUUCCAAUUUGAUCUCAAACCAACUUGCAGGAGGGCGAGCUCCAGCUCUGAUAUACCAAAGUCCCCUUUUACACCCACGGACAAGUCCAAGCAAGUGUUUCUUUUGUCUGUCCCCUCUCAAUACCCUGCAAUGGACUGUCUGCCAAUAACACGAAGCAAUUCUAUGCCUGCUACUCCUGGCUAUUCUACUAUCCCACCAAAUGUAACUCCAGCACCUCACCCGCUUCGAGGAAGUCAGUCAUUUGAUGACAAAAUUGGUUCAUUCUAUGAUGAUGUAUUUACUUCUGGUCCUCCCACUCCAAUGCAAGCUGUUCACCCCCGGACUCUGGUCAGACAGGCUGCAAUAGAAGAUUCAUCUGCAAGUGAAGGCCACAGUCUUGCUUCAUGUCGUUCUGUUGAUGAAAGUCGUCAUGGAUCUAUCUUGGCCACAGAAGUGAUGCUGAGAAGUAAAUCGUUUGAACAGGCUUCAGCGUCAGAGAAGAUUAAAAAAUCACAGCAGAUCAGGGGAACUAUGUAUGAAUGUGAGACUUGCAGAAAUCGAUACAGAAAGUUGGAAAACUUUGAGAAUCACAAGAAAUUUUACUGCUCAGAGCUGCAUGGACCAAAAAGCAAGACUGUCACUUUAAAAGAAUCUGAGCAUGAUCUUCUUGCACGCAGUUCACAGCCUCAAAUUUUGCAUUAUAGAGUAAUGGGAACAUCAGGUGUGUUAGAACAGCCAACCACAAUUAUAAGAAAGAGAAGAAAAAUGAAAAGCGUUGGAGACGAUGAUGAGUCUUCGCCUACAGAACGCAAUGCCCCAUGUUCUGGGAGCUUUGAUUCAGCUUCAUGCCUGGUUGCCCAAGAUGUCCGUGGCAGAAGUUUCCAUAAACAAGCAUCAGUGGCAGCAGAACUUCCAUCUUCCAGUAUUAACAUACAAACUCCUCAGCUGCAGCAUGCGGUGCGGAGUACAGAAUCUUUAGAUUCAAGAUUAUCUCCUAUACAUGAAAUUCAAGGGAGCUUAACUUCUUCAGAUAGAGGAGAACUACAAAGACAAGGUAGCGGGAUAUCGGUUAUUCAGCACACAAACUCCCUAAGCAGGCCCAGUUCAUUUGAUAAAUCAGACUCUUUUGAGAGAAUCUCUCUAGUAAGCUUGCAAGAAAAGGAGAUUCAGACAGUUACCAAACAGCUGGCACUGGCAAGUGUUAGCUCCAUUCAGAGUGAUGAUUCCACUCAAAGCAAUACCUCACAGCAGCAGUCUACUACAGUGGAGCCUGACCUGCAUAGUGAACGAAGAGCUCGGUCAGCAGAAAGCACUAUUCCAGUACAGCAGUCGCGACUUGUUCGACAGCACAACAUUCAAGUUCCUGAAAUUCUAGUCACUGAAGAACCAGACAGAGAACAGGAAGGUCAAGGAAAUGAGCCAGAAAAGCCUUUAGAAACAUUUAAUUGGCCCCAACGCAGUGAAAGCUUGUCUAAAUUACCAACUGAAAAGUUACCUCCCAAGAAGAAAAGAAUUCGCCUGGCUGAACUGGAGCAUUCAUCGGCUGAGUCAAGCUUUGAAUCAACACUUUCUAGAAGCUUAAGUCGAGACAGCACAUUGUCAUGUUGUUCUAGCAUUUCUGUUUCAUUUGACAGAGAUGAGGUUCCACGCUCUGAAAGUCCUCUAAAUUCAGAAAGCAUUGGUAAGCCGUGUGAACCUCGUUCACUAAACCAUGGUGUAAACAUGCUAGGUGUGCCAGUUUCCACUUUUAGAGAAAUCCGACGUGCAGCAUCAGAGCAGAUCAACUGUACUCAGCCAUCCGUGGAAGUUUCUUCUGAAUACCGGAGCAAAUCCUUUGAUUGUGGAACUGUGUCACCUAUUAAACCUGCCUCCUCUGUAGAAGUGGCUCUGCCAAGGCUAGCUUUAUCACCAGCAGCAGUAGGAUCUCAGGUGCCUCUUAUUGAAAGAAGAAGGGGGCCUCUCGUUCGUCAAAUGUCAUUAAAUAUUAGUCCUGAAGGACAGCAACAGUCUAAGUUUCCACUUUCUUUACCGAAAGCAUCUACUAUUCAUACAAGUCCAGCAUCUCUUUAUAGGCCCCAGGUCACGUUUAUUUCUUCCGCAACACCUGCCCAAGUUAGCAAACCUCCAAUGAGUUACCAAGAGACUGUGUUCAACAAGAACAAACCAUCAGUGCAGAAUGUUAAUAUGGGUAGCAAAUCAUGUAGCAUACCACCUUUGAUCGCUGGACUUCCACAUCCUUGGCAACAGCUUCCUAGCAGUCUUAAUAGUACAAAGGUACAGCAGCCUUCCCUACCAAAAGAAGAUAAUUCUUUUGAAUUACAGCAACAUUGUACAUAUACUCCCAAAUAUCAACUGCUUCCAGCCACCCAAGUUGCUUCCAAUACCUUGCCAAUUACCACUCUUCCAAUUUCAAACGAGGUCACCUCAGCUUGCAAGUCACCUGAAACACUUACUAGUAUCUAUUUGGUACCGCCAAAUAUAGAUGCUACCGCAUUGCCUGCAUCAGAUCAACAGCUAGCCUCUGUUGUGUUACCUGCAAGUUUUGAGAGUGCAGUUAGCACAAAAUCUUUGCCUCGUAUUUUGGUAACACAAGAUCAAACAAGACUAGGUGGUCCAUCUGUUUGCAAACCAUGCUUCACUCCAGAUGACAUCACUAAUGCUAGUAGAAGUAGUGUCUCUCAUACAACUCUUGAUAGACCAUAUUUUGCUCAGACUCUAAAUGCUAGCAGUGACGACAGAAAUUCUUCUAUACUAUCUCUGCACACUGCCCAGAAAGUGUCAACAGUGGGACUCUUUCCUCAGCAAGAAAGUACAGCUUCAAGCAAGAGAAUGCUUUCACCUGCUAACAGCUUAGAUAUUGCCAUGGAAAAGCAUCAGAAACGAGCAAAAGAUGAACAUGGAUCUGCAUGUCAUACAGAUGGCCGCUCACUAAAUUUCCUUAACCCCCGUGCUGCUGAGGUGAGCAGGCAGAGGAAGUUAAUGUUAGUAAGACAAGUCUGCACAACGGAGCCAGCUGAUAGCUCUUUAUCUGAUACAGAUAUAGGCCCAGAGUAUCAGAUCAGAUCUGUUCAAGACAAAAUGGUAGUCACAGGAGCAAGAAUGACUGAAGUGGCCUCAGCUAAGUUAGUAGAGACCAGAGGGGAAGGGACAGAAAUAGAUGGUGUUUCAGUUUCCUCACUGCCCAGGGCAUCACCUGGGCCAACAAAUUCAUCACUGCAGAUGAUGCCCAAAAGUCAAGAUCAAAGGUCUUCAAUAAACUCACAGGUUAAAACUGCCAGCUUUCCUGGUCAGGUUAAACUUGCAUCAUCAGUGUCAGUAGUGAAUACAAAAGAGUCUCAUCGCUUGUCUUUUCCAAGCCUGAAGACUGCUACUAGCUUCACGUGGUGCUUCCUCAUGAGAAGAAGGCCUCUGCAUUUAAUGCAAGCCGACCAAAGAAUAUCAGCUUAUGCAGCUUGGACCGUUAGUUCCAGCAAUCCAGAUCCUCUGGGUCUGCCUACAAAAGUAGCUCUGUCCCUCUUUGAUUCCAAGCAGAAUGCAAAGAAGAUGCAUUUCACUCAAGCAAUAACAACAAGUGCCAAGUAUGAUAUCCUGGCUUAUUCCAUCAAAUUGAAAAGCAGUUUGCCUAAGGACCUCAGCCCACAAAAAUGUACAACUAAAGAAAGCAGCAUUAAAGAUAAAGUGGAACACCAACAAAGCAGUGAGAUAGACACUGAGCCAACAGCAACUAAAAAUGAACCAAGGAGAGUCCGAAUUUUUGAUGGAGGGUACAAGUCCAAUGAAGAAUAUGUGUAUGUGCGAGGAAGAGGUCGAGGCAAAUAUAUCUGUGAGGAAUGUGGAAUACGCUGCAAGAAGCCUAGUAUGCUAAGGAAGCACAUUCGCACACACACGGAUGUCCGUCCUUAUCACUGUGCCUAUUGCAACUUUUCUUUUAAAACUAAAGGAAACUUGACAAAGCAUAUGAAAUCCAAAGCACACAGUAAGAAGUGCAUAGAAAUGGGUAUUUCUGUGGGAUCAAUUGAUGAUGCAGAUACCGAAGAUUCAGGUGAAAAGGGAAAGUUUUCAUAUGACCGUCAGUGCUCAGAUGGGGAUGACUCUGAAGGUGGCGAUGAUGAUGACAAUGAUAAUGAUGAGGAGGAUGAAGAUGACAGCCAAGCUGAAUCUGUUGUGUCGGCCACCCCAUCUGUCACAGCAAGUCCACAGCACCACCCCACAAUGUGUAGCUAUAGCGAAUGUUCCAGUGUCACCAAUUUUGAAGACGGUCUGAAGAGUGGAAAGCUCUCUGGAAGACUGCUCACUUCUAGUGUAGAUACAUUACCGAAAGCUCUGCUGACACAAAUGACCGCCUUCAGUAUUACAUCCGAUGGAGCUACAGUGAAGCUUCCAGGGACUUGUGAAGUCCUGACACAAAUGCAAAUAAGAGAGCCUAGCUCACCUGGUGUAGACAUGGAAAGGAGUUCUUUGACAAGUCCCAAGUCUCCCUGUCGCCAGAUGUCAGUAGAUUUCCCAGAAUCUGAUGAGAUCCCUGUGUCUUCUACAAAAACUAUGUCAGUAGAACCAUCAAAGACAUUGGGUCAGUCAAGUGAAGCUGGAGUGCCAGUUGAUCGCAGCACACAGACAACUUUGAUGCCAUCAUCUGUUUAUGCCAAUCCUCAGUUCCUACAGUGCCAGCAGCCGCAACAGCAAAUUGAAUGUGUAGCUCCUCAGACUCGUUUAUUCAGCCAUUUACCUAUGCACUCACAGCACCCAAGCCGGACCCCCUAUAGCAUGAUCCCAGUGGGUGGUAUUCAGCUUGUACCAGCUGGGUUAGCAGCUUACUCCACUUUUGUUCCCAUUCAAGCUGGGCCAGUACAACUCACCAUUCCAGCUGUGAGCGUAAUUCACAGGACAUCAAGUCCAAAUGGAGAGAAGAGCCCAGAAGGAACUGGACCUGCAGUCUCCAGUUCCAUGGGGGUGUCUGAGCAUGUGAACAAUGUGUUGCCUUGCAUACCUAUUGGUCAGGUCAGUGUUCCAGGUCUACAGACCCUUGGAUCUCAAAAUUUACAACCUCUUCCAGGUGUGGGGCUGGAGACUGUCAACAUUUUAGGUCUUGCCAACACGAACAUUAACUCUCAAAUCCAGCCUCAAGGCCUCACCUUAAAUGCAGUGGGUUUGCAGGUGCUAGCAGCAAAUCCUCCAGCUCAAAGCAGUCCCAGCCCCCAGGCACACAUAUCUGGUUUACAGAUUCUGAACAUUGCUUUGCCCACCAUAAUUCCCUCGCUAAGCCCCAUAGCUGCAGAAGGCCAUGGAGUAAACGAAAAAAUGAACAUUAACUCCAAGCCCAGUGAGACAAGACUUGAGCAAACCCCAGUCCAACUUCCAGUUGCAGUUAACAUCGGUCCAGUUGGCUGUGCACUGUCACCACAAUUACCAGCAAAUGUACUGCUAAAGACACUGGAGCCUUCCAUCUCUGGAACGUUGGGCAAAGAGAAUGAAACCCCAUCUGUGGAAGCACAGUUACAUCCUAAGCAAAGGCAGGAGUCCACAGCUGUUCAGAACAAUAAAAACCUGCAAGACAGCCAGCACAUCAUUGAGAGAAAAAAGGAAGACAUUUCAAAUCAACAAAUGACCCAGCCUCGGCGGCACAUAGGAACAUCACGAGGUCAGACAACCAUCCAGUAUAGUGAUGUGUCCAGUGACGAUGAGGACAGGCUUGUCAUAGAGACUUAAACACUCCUUCCCCUUUUUUUUUUUUAAUUUUUUUAAAAAUUAAAAAAACAAUACUUGUUGCUUUGUGAAAAUGAAAACACUUAGAGGUGUGUUCUGUGCAAGCCACCCUUUUUAUUUUAAGCACAUUCUCUGACAUAUCAUAUCCUACGUGCAAUCAUAAAAAGUGACCAAUAUGACUGCCUCAUUUUCUUGUUUGCUCCCGCCAUUUUUAUUUUGUAAAUGUUGUAUAGAAAAUUGUGCCUUUUGGAUUUUUUUGUGUAGGAACUUGUACAUAAUAGAAAUUAAAACAACAGUGUAGUUGCUUGUGUUUAUUAAAUUACAAAUAUAGAUUUAUUUUAAAGUGUUAUGUCAUACAUAAAUUUAUCAAUAUAUAUAUGUAUAUGUUGCACUAAUUGUUUACAAUGUUCUGUGUACAUAUGUAGUAUGUAAAACUAUUUAUUGUAUUCAUCUUUUUGACCAUGAAACACGGGUCUGUUGUUCUUUGUGUGAGAGAGCUUUAUCUUUCAUUAAGUCUCUCAUAAGUAUCAGUAAACUUUUGUUUACAAACCUUUGCACCGA
Messenger RNA from Polypterus senegalus (gray bichir), 8791 nucleotides. RefSeq names its product HIVEP zinc finger 1 (gene hivep1). Gene Ontology annotation, molecular function: DNA-binding transcription factor activity, RNA polymerase II-specific; RNA polymerase II cis-regulatory region sequence-specific DNA binding. The coding region runs from base 380 to 8233 and encodes 2617 amino acids. The transcript is spliced from 9 exons. Gene Ontology annotation, cellular component: nucleus. Gene Ontology annotation, biological process: regulation of transcription by RNA polymerase II. Lineage: Eukaryota; Metazoa; Chordata; Cladistia; Polypteriformes; Polypteridae. The record is from RefSeq and is a predicted model, not a curated record.